AUGGCCCGGCUGACCCGCAGUAACCGGGGCGCCGAAAAUCUUGGUGCCUGCACAGGUGCGCACACCCGGGCGGGCCUGGGGCAGCGAGAAACUCCAGCCAGCCUUGUGCCCCUCACCGUCGCCCACCUCCUAAUCCAUUCACAAAACAGGAGCCGCAAGGGAGGAAGGGAGGAGAGGCUGGAGCAGGAGAGGAUGGAGGAAGAAAGGGAGGAGGGGUCAGUAGGGAGGGGGCUACAGGAACGGCCGCCGGGAAGCCUGGAGAUGCCGCAGCCCUCAGCCCGCCUCGCGGCGCUGCACGCAGCACCCACACGGCUGGGGAAGCCGGCGGGGUCCGCGGGGCUCAGCAAGCGGCACCGCUGGAGUCCGGCGCGCCCGGGUUCCUCGGGCAGCCCGCCCCUCCGAGAGGGCUGGCCGGUCGGCCAGGCCCGCGCUCACCGUGCCGCCGGCUGCCCGCGCUCCGGUGCUCAGCAGGCCCGCGGCGGCUCCAUGCCCCUCCUCCCGCUCCUCGCUGCCGCGCCUCUCUUCACGGUGCGCCGCUGCUGCCGCGCGCUUCGACUGACGAGCGCUGGCCCCGCCGAGCAGCCUUUAAGUACCGAGCGCGCCCCCGCCGGGAGAAGCGCCCUCCUCCGGCCCUGGGGCCGGGAAAGUUGGGAAGAGUGGGAGGGCUCCCCCGAGGGCUGCGAGGAGCAUCCCCUUCCCGGCUCGGCCGGGGGUAGCCCCACACGGCCGGCGCGCGGCGGGACGCAGGGUCCCGAGUGGACGUGGCUCCUCCUGUUCGGAAAGACUCGCAGCCUCUGCACACUCCGAAAUUGCGGUUCCCCAACCGAAGCCGAAAGCCGAGUUCCGCCGCGCUCGGCCCGGGACCAACUGCCCAGGGAAGAGGUGGUCAUUGUGCUCAACCUGGAACUUGAAGCGCAGUUAACUUCAGUAUAA
Molecule: messenger RNA, 933 nt
Organism: Rangifer tarandus platyrhynchus (Svalbard reindeer)
Lineage: Eukaryota; Metazoa; Chordata; Mammalia; Artiodactyla; Cervidae
Source: the annotation of a GenBank genome assembly